AUGCCGAUCAAUAGAGAAUACAGAAGAUUACCAACCCGUCAUCAUAUUACUGAAAUCAAAUUCACUGGCAGUAAUUUCUCCAGAAAAAGGAUUAAUCACGAAAUAGAAAGAAUUAGAACUAGGAUUCCAAAUAAAAAAUUUCAAGUACUUCUUCCCUAUGAGAAUUACAAACCCGGUUCAUGGUUUAAAGAUGGAGAAGAUAUAUCAUUAUUUUCACUACUAGAUCAUUAUGACGAAUCACAAUUGCCAGAAGGUGGAGGAGAUCCUGCAACUUAUAAUCGAUUUAUUAUAUACAUGAUGGAUCCUCCAGCAUUAUCAGGUGGUUGUGAUCCAAAAAGAGAUA
Molecule: messenger RNA, 343 nt
Organism: Entrophospora candida
Lineage: Eukaryota; Fungi; Glomeromycota; Glomeromycetes; Entrophosporales; Entrophosporaceae
Source: the annotation of a GenBank genome assembly